Nematocida parisii ERTm1 is the source of this 2131-nucleotide messenger RNA. RefSeq lists its product as uncharacterized. Gene Ontology annotation, molecular function: protein binding. The transcript has a single exon. Bases 1 to 2115 code for a protein of 704 amino acids. Gene Ontology annotation, biological process: ribosomal small subunit assembly; maturation of SSU-rRNA from tricistronic rRNA transcript (SSU-rRNA, 5.8S rRNA, LSU-rRNA). Gene Ontology annotation, cellular component: Pwp2p-containing subcomplex of 90S preribosome; small-subunit processome. The record is from RefSeq and is a predicted model, not a curated record. NCBI's taxonomy places the organism in Eukaryota, Fungi, Microsporidia.
AUGUCAGUGGAACUUUCUGCACUUUACGGAACUUCUUCUGUGACAGUCUCUGCGUACAAUGAGCAUACAGGAGAAUUAUUCCAGUCAACAGGCAGACACAUAAAAAAGAUAAAAAUAAGGGCAGGGACAUCUUCUGUGCUUAAACUAAAAACAGAGCGAGACAUUAAAAUGCUCUCAGUUGAGGAUAAUCUUCUGUUAGUACUGGACAUAUCCAGCAGAGUAUACUUAUACAACUUAGAGUAUAACACAGAAAUAGGAAGAAUGUCCCAUAAGGCGUGUAGGGCAGUUUGCUUAGUCAAUGGACAAGUAUACUUAGAGUACUUGGGGUACUUACAGAUAUGGAAUAGGGCAGUAACAGGAAUAUUCUCAUUCCAGAAGUAUAAGCACAUAACUGGCCACCAGGAUAAUAUAUGCAUGAUAGUGCCAGGUGAUAAAGUACUUACAGGAUCAGAGGAUGGCGUACUUAGAGUGUACACACCGGGUGAGGACACUUCUGUAUUAAUACUGCGUAAUAAGGCCGUGCCACUGUGUGCCCGUAUAAUAAACAGUGUGGUAUACUGCGUAUGGUCAUCUGGUGAGAUAAGUAAGUCUACUUUACUGGGUGGGAAGUGGACUGUGACAGACCGUGUGUAUACACUGCAUAAUUUAAUCGGUGCAAGUAUUUCUGUAUACGGUGACAUGGUCGUACUCCUGGAUACGCAGCGUAAUAUUAUACUGCAGAGUACGUCUGAUAAUAAACCCGUACAGAAAAUAACCAGUACGGGUACGCAUUCUGUCCAGUUUAUAGAAUCAGAUGAGUGGGUGCUUUUAUCAGGGGAUGGUUCUGCUGUGUGGGAGUGGAAGACAAACUCACUUUUAUUCAAUGCGACCGGAUCGGCUGAUCAAAGAGUGUGCGUGCCGUAUGAUAACCUGCUCGUAUCCGGGUCAGGGACGGGUGACGUAUUCCUGUGGGAGAGAGGGUCUUCCCUGUGCACUAAGAAAGUGUCUGAGCAUACGGCGUGUGUGGUUAGUGUACUCCCACUGGAUAAGAAAUUCCUUACGGUCUCAUCGAUAGGUACGUGUACACUGCACAGUCCGUCCGGUGACGUACUGAAGUGUAUCACGACUGAUAAGGCCACCUCCAUGGCAGAUGCAGAUAAUGAAGUACUUGCACUCUGUGGACUGACGUAUUUAGACGUAUACGAUAUACAGAGGAGUAAGUUAAUCCAGUCGUAUGAGAUAGACCUACCACUAGCAGUGAAAGUGCUUAAUGCGUCUGUGGUGGUAGUCACUAUGUACAGUAUAUCCGUAUACAAGGACACUGUAUAUACAGUGGAUACACCCGAGCAGAUCUUAUUCGCAGACAUAACCCGAUCAGGGAGUGUGUGCAGGAUAUCUUGUCUGGGUGAGAGUGGUAUGCUGUAUGAGUACGUGGACACAGAAGAAGUACAGGAGUACCGGGUUAUCCCAGGGUAUGUAAAUGGACUUGGUAAGUGCACUCCAUUAUGCAUUAAGAAUACACCAGAAGGGAUCAUUAUAUCGUACAAGGUACUCGUACGUGACCGGGAAGUACUUAAAGUGUCUGAGUACAUUUCAGGCCAGGAGGUACUUAAAUGGACUGUCCUGGACAAGGCAGGGACCUCUUCUGGUAGGAUAUGCUUAUUGAAUGAGCCUGAUUGGUCAGUGGGUAUAUGCACAGAUGAAGGUAUUUUAUUAUUCCGUGAGGGGGGAGUGUCAGUCGCAUGGUCAGCAGAUACGCCACAGGACGUAAGUCAUAAAAUAUCACAGGGUGACAGUUUAAGUGGUAUAAUUGGUGCGGCCCGUCUUAGUGAUACGCAUUUAAUGAGGUACGCUUUAUGUUCUGGUGAUCCGAUCGUAUUGGCAAAGUACGUGCCGAGUGACUUAGUCAUGAAGUGUGUCCCUGUUGUACUUAACGCAUUAUCACAGGGUUUAAUUGAGAGGGGUCUUCUAUUCUUACACGGGGUAAUGCAGCGGGAGGACAUUCCUGGUGUAAAGCAGAAAGUGUCUGUGAUACUUUCACGUACAAUUAAUACGGCGCAUGACACCACGGGGUACACCGACGCACUUAUACAGUUCAGAUACUUAUCACAGAAGACACCAGAAGUACAAGAAUAAAUUAUAACUUAUUACA